Leopardus geoffroyi (Geoffroy's cat) is the source of this 2761-nucleotide messenger RNA. It is a transcript of the gene THPO, whose product is annotated as thrombopoietin. Gene Ontology annotation, molecular function: hormone activity; cytokine activity. The transcript is spliced from 5 exons. The record is from RefSeq and is a predicted model, not a curated record. Gene Ontology annotation, biological process: positive regulation of hematopoietic stem cell proliferation; thrombopoietin-mediated signaling pathway; positive regulation of ERK1 and ERK2 cascade. Gene Ontology annotation, cellular component: extracellular region. NCBI's taxonomy places the organism in Eukaryota, Metazoa, Chordata, Mammalia, Carnivora, Felidae. The coding region runs from base 1304 to 2533 and encodes 409 amino acids.
UUAAGUGAGGGUAGGAAGGACAGGAAAGAGGAAUUGGGCUUUCAGCUGGGGGAGGGGCAGGCAAACUGGAACCUACAGGCACUGACCUUUGUCGAGAAGAGUGUAGCCUUCCCAGAAUGGGAGGAGCAGGACAGAGCAGGGGUAGGGGGUGGGGUGCUGGGUUCUGAGGGACUGAUCUCAGACUUGGAGGAAUAUAGCAGUCCUGGCGGGUCCUAAGGAAAGGGGACAUGUGCUCAGGGAGAAAAUAAGAAAGGUGGCACAUUUAGGGCUUAGGACACAUAGCAUCAAGCUGGACACAGAUCCAAUCCCCAUUCUUACCCAGCCAUUCCUAGUUAGCUUAAGGUUCUGAAUUGUGGGACCGGAGAAGCUGGGACGAAGGAGAGGGUAAUGGGAGGAGGGCUCAUGCAUGUUGACAGACCUACAGGAAAUCCCAAUAUUGAAUCAGGUGCAGGCCUCUUUGCACUACUCGUCAAAGAAGGAGGAGGCCAUGUGGGGGGUCCUGCAAAGGAACUGGAAGGGUUCUGCAAAGGGGGCAGGGAGGAAGAUAUGGGCUAUGAGAUGGAUACGGUGGGUGUCCAAGGCGAGGUAAGCCAUGUAAGGUGGGUACCUCACUCAGCAGGUGCCCAUUCCUGGGCAUCUUGCCUCAGGUGGCAAGUCCCAAGACUGUUAGCCCAUCUCUUCACCUUGGAUAACCCAGUAUUUCAGGACUGGGAGUGUAAAGAAAAACGCCAAGAGGCUUUUGGGUGGGGGGUAAAUGGAAAGAGAAUGAUAGGUUCAUUGCUCCCAUACCACCUUCUCAUAAUCUUGUAAUCACCAACCCCUAGUAGUCCAGUUUUGUUUUCGCCCAACUCACCUCCUCAGCCCCACUCCCCAAGCCACCCCUCAACACAUUGCACAUGUUUACUAGCUCCUCACCUUGACCCUGUAUCCAGCUUUCCAACCUCUUCUCCAGGGCUUAUGCCACAAUACUUCUGUUCCCUUUCCCUGUCCUAGAUUGUCUCCAACCAAACAACCAAGGUUGCUCAGAAUUUGAGGCCAGUUAAGAUGUGUGUGUGUGUGUGUGUGUGUGUGUGUGUGUGUGUGUGUGUGUGUGUAUACAGAUUCUGUCCUGCUCUCAGCAGGGGGCUGGUGCCCCACAGCAGAUUCACCAAGGAGCCUGACAAAAAGGAGACGCAAUAUGCUGCACUCACACGGAAACCUGGGAGCAGUCAGAGCUCUAGCAGUUCUAGGCUGGUCGGCGGCUCACACCCUCCCAGCAGCUGUUCCCCCCAGCCAGGCAGUCUUUUCCUUGACACCUGAUUAAAUGUUCAUUAUUCCUGUCACUUGCAGGAUAGAUUCCAGACCCUCUUCCUCAGCCCACCUGUGCCCCACAGUGCAAGAAGUGCAAGAGCCCAAGCCGCCUCCAUGGCCCCAGGAAGGAUUCAGGGGAGAGGCCCCAUCCAGGGAGCCACUCCAACCAGACAGCGUGGCCAGAAUGGAGCUGACUGAACUGCUCCUCGUGGUCAUGCUUCUCCUAACUGCAAGACUGAAUCUAUGCCUUCCGGCUCCUCCAGCCUGUGACCCCCGUCUCCUAAAUAAACUGCUUCGUGAUUCCCAUGUCCUUCACAGCAAAUUGAGCCAGUGCCCAGACGUUAACCCUUUGUCCACACCUGUCCUGCUGCCUGCUGUGGACUUUAGCCUGGGAGAAUGGAAAACCCAGAAGGAGCAGACCAAGGCACAGGACGUUCUGGGAGCCGCGACCCUUCUGCUGGAGGGAGUAAUGGCAGCACGGGGACAACUGGGACCCACCUGCCUCUCCUCCCUCCUGGGACAGCUUUCUGGACAGGUCCGCCUCCUCCUUGGGGCCCUGCAGGGCCUCCUAGGAACCCAGCUUCCUCCACAGGGCAGGACCACAGCUCACAAGGAUCCCAAUGCCAUAUUCCUGAGCUUCCAACAACUGCUCCGAGGAAAGGUGCGCUUCCUGCUGAUUGUAGUAGGGCCCACUCUCUGUGCCAAGCAGGCCCUGCCCACUACAGCUGGCCCAAGCAAUACCUCUGUAGUCCUCACACUACACAAGCUCCCAAACAGGACUUCUGGAUUUUUGGAGACAGACUCCCGUGUCUCAGCCAGAAUUACUGGCUUUGGACUUCUGAAGAGGCUGCAGGGAUUCAGAGCCAAGAUUCCUGGUCGGCUGAACCAAACCUCCAGGUACCUAGACCAAAUCCCUGGACACGUGAACAGGACACACGGACCCUUGACUGGAACUCAUGGACUCUUUCCUGGACCCUCACCCAGGGCUCUAGGAGCCCCAGACAUCCUUCCAGGAACUUCAGACAUGAGCUCCCUGCCACCCGACCUCUGGCCUGGAUAUUCUCCUUCCCCAACCCAUCCUCCUACUGGGCAAUACACACUCUUCUCUCCUUCACCCACCUCACCCACUCCCCCGAUCCAGCUCCAGCCUCCACUUCCUGACCCCUCUGUCACACCCAACUCUGCCAGUCCUCUUCUAAUUGCACCCCACCCUCACUUCCAGAAUCUGUCUCAGGAGGAGUAAGGUACUAGGGCCCUGCCAGCUUCAGCACUGUAUCCCAAGUAAAGUUCCCUUACCCGGAGGGGAGGCCCUGGGAAUCAAGUUAUACCAGAUUUCCUGCUUUCACCUGAAACCCAAAGCCCUGCUAAAGCAGGAUACACAGGACAGAAAAGGGGAUCAUUUUUCACUGUAUAAUGUAAAACUUCAGAAGCUAUUUUUUUAAGCUAUCAAUAAUAUUCACUAGAGCGUCUA